AUGGCGUCGUUGGCUCAGCAAUUCACGGGCCUGAGGUGCUCUCCACUCUCUUCCUCUUCUAGGUUAUCGAGGAGAGCCGCGAAGAACUUUCCUCAGAACAAAUCCGCCUCCGUUUCUCCGACGAUUGUCGCCGCCGUUGCGAUGUCUAGCGGGCAGACAAGGGAGCGUCUCGAGCUGAAGAAGAUGUUCGAGGACGCUUACGAGCGAUGUCGAACUGCUCCCAUGGAAGGUGUCGCGUUCACCGUCGACGAUUUCGCAGCUGCUAUCGAACAAUACGACUUCAAUUCCGAGAUCGGCACUAGGGUAAAAGGAACGGUGUUCAAGACUGACGCAAAUGGUGCAUUAGUUGACAUUUCUGCAAAGUCAUCGGCCUACUUGUCGGUUGAACAGGCGUGCAUUCAUAGAAUCAAGCAUGUGGAAGAAGCCGGAAUUGUUCCUGGUAUGACUGAAGAGUUUGUCAUUAUCGGUGAAAACGAAAGUGAUGACAGUUUGCUAUUGAGCUUAAGGAUGAUCCAAUACGAACUUGCUUGGGAACGAUGCAGGCAGCUUCAGGCUGAGGAUGUCAUUGUCAAGGCUAAGGUUAUUGGUGCUAACAAAGGUGGAUUGGUGGCUCUAGUGGAGGGUCUUCGUGGGUUUGUGCCAUUUUCACAAAUAUCAUCGAAAGCAGCAGCUGAAGAGCUUCUUGAUAAAGAAAUACCUCUCAAGUUUGUGGAGGUUGAUGAGGAACAAACUAAACUUGUCCUCAGCAACCGUAAAGCAGUAGCAGACAGCCAAGCUCAGCUUGGAAUCGGAUCUGUGGUCCUCGGAGUUGUUCAGAGCUUGAAACCCUAUGGUGCCUUCAUUGACAUUGGGGGGAUCAAUGGGCUUCUUCAUGUCAGUCAGAUCAGUCAUGAUCGUGUCUCAGAUAUCGCAACUGUUCUUCAGCCUGGUGACACUCUGAAGGUUAUGAUACUGAGCCACGACCGUGACAGAGGAAGAGUAAGUCUCUCCACCAAGAAGCUAGAGCCAACACCUGGUGAUAUGAUCCGCAACCCAAAACUUGUUUUCGAGAAGGCUGAGGAGAUGGCUCAGACGUUCAGGCAGAGAAUCGCACAAGCAGAAGCUAUGGCUCGUGCAGACAUGCUUCGCUUCCAACCUGAGAGCGGACUGACGCUGAGUUCUGAAGGGAUACUAGGGCCGCUUGGAUCUGAGUUACCGGAUGAUGGCGUAGAUCUCACUGUCGACGACAUCCCGCCCGCCGUUGAUCUUUAG
Messenger RNA from Arabis nemorensis, 1251 nucleotides. The record is from the annotation of a GenBank genome assembly. Lineage: Eukaryota; Viridiplantae; Streptophyta; Magnoliopsida; Brassicales; Brassicaceae.